Molecule: messenger RNA, 992 nt
Organism: Aspergillus calidoustus
Lineage: Eukaryota; Fungi; Ascomycota; Eurotiomycetes; Eurotiales; Aspergillaceae
Source: the annotation of a GenBank genome assembly
CAUCUCUCAUCAACCUCUAUUCCCUCUUCACUAUACUCUUAUACUAUCAUAGCCUCAAUAUCCUUACACACAGUUACACUUGACACCGUCACCAUGGUUCUAUCUCAGCCGGCCAACCAACAUGUCAUGAAGGCGUUUGACCUGUCCGGAAAGGUCGCCGUCGUCACUGGAGGAGCUCGCGGCAUCGGCCUUGAAGUCUCGCGAGGUCUAGCCGAAGCUGGCGCAAAUGUCGCCCUGAUCUACAAUUCCUCCUCCAACGCCAACGAUCUCGCUGCCGAGAUUGCCUCCGCGAACAACGUCACAGCUCGCGCCUACAAAGCGAACGUAACAAGCCAGAGCGAGAUCGAGUCGACAAUUCAGCAGAUCAAGACCGACUUUGGGAAACUCGACGUCAUCGUCGUGAACUCCGGUAUCACAGAGACCGUUCCGGCUGAGGACUACACUGUUGAGCAGUGGCGGAAGAUUAUGGAUGUCAAUCUAGACGGCGCGUUUUACUCGGCUCAGGCUGCGGCGAAGAUUUUCAAGGAACAGGGGAAGGGGAAUAUCAUCUUUACGGCUUCUGUUAGCGCGACGCUCGUCAAUGUUCCUCAGAAACAGGCGGCUUACAACGCCUCGAAAGCGGCGGUCGUCCAGCUUGCCAAAUGUCUGUCCGUUGAAUGGGUCGAUUUCUGCCGCGUCAACUGCAUCUCGCCUGGGUUCAUCGCAACGGACAUCCUCGACAUCCAUCCUCAAGAGUGGCGAGAGAAGUGGUACAGCAUGAUUCCUGCUCGGCGGAUGGCGGAAACCUACGAGCUCAAGGGUGCUUACGUCUUCUGUGCCUCCGACGCCUCGAGUUACAUGACUGGAGCUGACAUCGUUAUUGACGGUGGAUACACUCUCCCUUAAAAGGUGCACUGACAAUCAGAUUGCGGUGUCUCACUUAAUUUAGGAUAACUUGCUUUACGCUAGCUUUGCUGACUAGCUUCAGACUUAAUCUAACAUCACUAUCCCAC